AUGGGGAAUAGUCAAAACAAAACUGAAAAGGUGUCCCAGUUUAACACUAUGUUAUCCUUUCAGGAGGUAUGUGAUUUGGAGACACUUGAAAAUUUAUACUGUGAGAGUGACAACAAUGAGAUGUAUAUGGAUACAAAUAAAGUAUCGACUGGUCCACAGUUUUCGAGUGCCUCGAAAUUCUAUCCCUUACACAUAAGAGGAAGCAUUCUGGAACAAUUUCAGAAAAGAGUGGAGAGAGACCUCACAAACUUAGCAUAUGUUGCCAGACAAAAUGAACAUACAAAUUUAAACAAAAGUGAAUUAUCAGCACUAAAUGAUCUCAAAAGAGAUACCAGUUUGGUGAUAAGAUCAGCGGACAAGGGUGGGUCCGUGGUUGUCAUGGACAGAAGCUUCUUUGUUCAAGAAGCAUCACGACAACUAUCGGACCCACUACAGUAUACCCUACUGUCGCAAGAUCCUACUGCAAGAUUCAAACGUGAAUUGUUGCAUUUGAUUGAUGAUGGAAUGGAAGCAGGCUUUGUGGAUGAGAAAACAAGAUCUGCUUUAGCUGCAAAUGUUUGCAAAAAAAUUACAGGACGACUAACAAGUGCAAUUGCAAAACAGGAGGAUGUGUCUGUCCAGCUCGAAGCAUUGGAUAUUAUGGCCGAUAUGCUGAGCAGGCAAGGUGGGCUGCUUGUUAAUUUUCAUCCAUCAAUAUUGAGUUGUCUGCUCCCUCAACUGACAAGCCCAAGACUGGCUGUAAGAAAAAGGACCAUUAUUGCUCUUGGCCAUCUGGUUAUGAGUUGUGGAAAUAUUGUGUUCAUUGAACUUAUAGAACACCUUUUGUCAGAGCUCUCUAAAAAUGAUUCCAUGUCUACUACUAGGACCUAUAUACAAUGCAUAGCUGCUAUUAGUAGGCAAGCAGGACACAGAAUAGGUGAAUAUUUGGAGAAAAUAAUUCCUCUUGUAGUCAAAUUUUGUAAUAUAGAUGAUGAUGAAUUGAGAGAAUAUUGCAUUCAAGCAUUUGAGUCAUUUGUUAGGAGGUAGUGAUGAUGAGUAUAGCGAUGAUGAUGAUAUGAGCUGGAAAGUUAGACGUGCAGCUGCUAAAUGCUUGGAUGCUGUGGUCAGCACUCGUCAUGAAAUGCUGCCUGAAUUCUACAAGACUGUGUCUCCUGCAUUAAUAGCUAGGUUCAAGGAACGUGAAGAGAAUGUGAAAGCUGAUGUUUUUCAUGCCUACCUUUCACUUUUAAAGCAGACUAGGCCAAUACAAAGCUGGCUAUGUGAUCCUGAUGCAAUGGAGCAAGGAGAAACGCCUUUGACAAUGCUGCAGAGCCAGGUACCAAAUAUUGUGAAAGCCCUACAUAAACAGAUGAAGGAGAAGAGUGUGAAGACUCGCCAAUGUUGUUUUAAUAUGCUAACUGAGCUGGUUAGUGUCUUACCUGGAGCACUAACGCAACACAUUCCAGUUUUAGUACCAGGGAUCAUAUUUUCAUUAAAUGAUAAAUCAAGUUCUUCUAAUCUGAAGAUAGAUGCAUUAUCAUGUCUGUAUGUGAUACUGUGUAAUCAUUCUCCUCAAGUCUUCCAUUCACAUGUACAGGCAUUGGUUUCACCAGUUGUAAUCUGUGUUGGUGAUCCAUUCUACAAAAUUACAUCAGAAGCCCUUUUGGUUACACAACAACUAGUUAAAGUAAUUCGACCCUUGGAACCACCAUCUUCCUUUGAUGCUACCCCAUACAUAAAAGAUCUGUUUUCAUGUACAAUAAAGAGACUGAAAGCAGCAGACAUUGAUCAAGAAGUCAAAGAACGUGCAAUCUCCUGCAUGGGUCAAAUUAUAUGCAGUCUUGGUGAUAGUUUAGGUAGUGAUCUCCCCAGUACCCUACAGAUUUUUCUUGAAAGACUAAAAAAUGAGAUCACACGGCUAACAACGGUAAAAGCCCUAACACUGAUUGCUGGAUCUCCAUUAAAAAUAGAUUUACGACCAGUUUUGGGGGAAGGCGUCCCAAUUCUCGCAUCUUUUCUGCGAAAAAAUCAGAGAGCUUUAAAACUCGGGACACUUUCUGCUUUAGACAUCUUAAUAAAAAACUACUGUGACAGCCUAACAGCUGAAAUGAUUGAUGCUGUGCUAGAUGAGCUUCCACCUCUUAUUAGUGAAAGUGACAUGCAUGUUUCUCAGAUGGCUAUUAGUUUUUUAACAACUUUAGCUAAAGUAUAUCCAACCUCCCUAUCAAAGAUUAGUGGUUCUAUUCUGAAUGAACUAAUUGGACUAGUUAGAUCCCCACUGCUUCAAGGAGGGGCACUUAGUGCAAUGCUGGAAUUUUUCCAAGCUUUAGUUAUCACAGGAACAAGCAGCUUAGGAUAUAUGGAUCUGUUGCGUAUGUUAACAAGUCCAGUUUAUACACAAAAUACAGCACUUACUCACAAACAGUCUUAUUAUUCUAUUGCCAAAUGUGUAGCAGCACUUACCCGAGCGUGCCCUAAAGAAGGACCAGCUGUUGUUGGGCAAUUUAUCCAGGAUGUUAAAAAUUCUAGAUCUACAGAUUCCAUUCGUCUCUUAGCUUUGCUUUCUUUAGGAGAAGUUGGCCAUCAUAUUGAUCUAAGUGGACAACUAGAGUUAAAAUCUGUUAUUUUGGAAGCUUUUUCCUCUCCUAGUGAAGAAGUGAAAUCGGCAGCCUCUUAUGCAUUGGGUAGCAUAAGUGUAGGCAACCUACCAGAGUAUCUGCCUUUUGUCUUGCAAGAGAUAACAAGUCAACCUAAGCGACAGUAUCUUUUACUUCAUUCCCUCAAGGAAAUUAUUAGUUCAGCGUCUGUUGCAGGCCUUAAACCAUAUGUUGAGAAUAUUUGGUCUUUACUUCUAAAACACUCUGAAUGUGCGGAAGAAGGAACCAGGAAUGUUGUUGCUGAAUGCUUGGGCAAGCUAACAUUGAUUGAUCCUGAGACACUCUUGCCACGGCUUAAAGGAUACCUGGAUGCAGGUUCAUCAUAUGCACGAAGUUCUGUUGUAACAGCUGUGAAGUUCACCAUUUCUGAUCAUCCACAACCAAUAGACCCACUACUGAAGAACUGCAUUGGUGAUUUUCUAAAGACAUUGGAGGAUCCUGAUUUAAAUGUCCGUAGAGUUGCUCUUGUGACAUUUAAUUCUGCAGCUCACAAUAAACCAUCUUUAAUCAGAGACCUGCUUGAUUCCGUGCUUCCACAUUUGUAUAAUGAAACAAAAGUCAGAAAGGAACUGAUCAGAGAGGUGGAAAUGGGCCCUUUCAAGCACACAGUUGAUGAUGGACUUGAUAUUCGAAAAGCAGCCUUUGAGUGCAUGUAUACUCUUCUUGACAGCUGCCUGGACAGGCUUGACAUCUUUGAAUUUCUCAACCAUGUUGAGGAUGGUUUAAAGGAUCAUUAUGACAUAAAGAUGUUGACAUUUUUGAUGUUGGUCAGACUUUCUACACUUUGCCCGAGCGCAGUACUGCAGAGGUUGGAUAGGCUGGUGGAACCCUUACGAGCCACAUGUACAACAAAGGUAAUACCUUUUUUUAUUUGUAAAAUGGGAGAUAUUGCCGUUACCAUUAGAGACCUGUUCUUGGAUUUUGAGCACAGGAUGUGCUACAGACUGGACCGCCUUGCGUCCCACAUGGAGCAAGUACACGCUGAGAUCAUGGCGCCUAAGCUUCAGGCGGCGAGGGAGAUGGAACCUAUAAACCAAGGAGUAAACCCGCAAUCUAACAUAGCCCAGCUUACUGCAGGGGGAGUUAUGCUGUGCCCACAGCUGAUAGCCUGCAUGGGAUCCUCGCCUGAUAUUCCGGUCUCAGCUCUGGAGGAGGCGGCCGGCCCUCCGGACGGGGACUCUAAAUUCGCUAGCGCUCACGACGAGAUCCAUAUGGAGGCAGCUGCAGGGCACUUAGAGGCGGAGGCCAUGGAUCGGAGAGAGGAGACCUCUCGAUGCAAAGAAGAUUUCCGCCGAUGGCGGAGCAUGUCCGCAUCUUCCUGUUUCCAGCUGGGUCUAGUGGAGGAGGCUGAGGUCUCGCCGGGAUGCCAAGGUGGUCAGACAGUGGAGGAACCCCUUCGGGCCCUUUCCCUGGAAGGCCCUGCUACGGCUUCUCAAGCCUCAGCUGAGGUGAACAUCCCUGUUGAACAUCCAAUGAAUUUAGAAAACAGCUCGGCAGGGGG
Molecule: messenger RNA, 4137 nt
Organism: Bombina bombina (fire-bellied toad)
Lineage: Eukaryota; Metazoa; Chordata; Amphibia; Anura; Bombinatoridae
Product: cullin-associated NEDD8-dissociated protein 1
Biological process (GO): SCF complex assembly; protein ubiquitination
Cellular component (GO): nucleus
Source: RefSeq, a predicted model, not a curated record